AUGAAAACUGUCGCAGAGCCUGAGAAGGAUAUCGGGGUGAUCCCGGCCCAAGCCGGAAUAGUCGACGACAUCGCAGUCUUAAAAAGAGACGCCGUAUUACUCAGCAAUGCAAAGAAAGCCACCGAGAAUGAACACAACAUGAGUGUCUGGGACUGUGUGAGGCUGUAUCCAAAGGCUAUUGCGUGGAGCAUUGUCAUCUCAACCUGCAUCGUGAUGGAAGCGUACGACGUGAGCCUCCUCUCAAACUUCUAUGCCUUCCCGCAGUUCAAUGAAAAGUACGGCCGACGACUACCAAAUGGGACGUACCAGGUGUCUGCCCCUUGGCAGGCGGCAUUAAGCAACGGAGUCAAUGUUGGCGAAAUCUUCGGGCUGUUGCUGAACGGACUAAUCUCGGAGCGUAUCGGAUAUAGAAAAACAGUGAUGAUAUUUCUAACGGUGCUUAUCGGAUUUAUCGCAAUAUUUUUCACAGCACCGAAUGUCAAGGUACUUCUUGUCGCUGAAAUCCUCUGUGGUAUUCCAUGGGGCGUAUUCCAGACUCUUACGGUUAGCUACGCAGCGGAAGUUUGUCCAGUUGCGCUGCGUGGUUAUUUGACUACCUACGUGAACUUCUGCUGGGGACUUGGUCACACUGUCGCUCUCGGGGUGAUUCGAGGGAUGCUUCACCGUCAUGAUGAGUGGGCUUAUAGAAUUCCUUACGCGUUACAGUGGAUGUGGCCUGUGCCAUUGCUGGUUGCCAUAGCGUUCGCACCGGACUCGCCUUGGUGGCUCGUUCGUAAAGGGCGGCUUGAAGACGCAAAGAAAGCCUUACUUCGACUGACUCGGCAGGAUCAGCGAGAACGUACAGGCUUUGAUGCUGAUGAGACCGUCGCCAUGAUGGUUCAUACAAACUCACUCGAAAAUUCCAUCAACAACGGCGCUACGUAUCUCGAUUGUUUCAAAGGCACCGAUCUGCGUCGCACCGAAAUCGUUUGCAUGGUAUGGGCGAUCCAAAACCUAAGUGGGAACUCCUUCUCAAACUACUCGACGUACUUCCUCGAACAGGCUGGCUUKAGUGCUGACAAUUCCUACAAUUUUGCCCUCGGCCAAUAUAGCAUUAAUAUGGCCGGUGUUCUAGGCGCUUGGUUUCUUAUGUCCCGAGGCAUUGGUCGUCGAUCCCUUUAUUUAUUUGGUCUCUGUGGGCUAUUCUGCAUGUUACUGAUAAUGGGGUUUCUAGGGCUGGUGCCUGCAGAUCACAAACGUGAGGCAUCCCUAGCAACAGGUUCUUUCAUGCUGGGGUGGGCAUUGUGCUAUCAACUCACUGUUGGUACCGUUUGCUACUCGCUUGUUGCGGAAUUACCCACACGCAGAUUACAAAUUAAGACCGUUGUCCUCGGCCGAUCCCUUUUCAUCACUGUUAAUAUUGCAUGUAGUGUUUUGACUCCAUAUAUGCUAAAUCCGACGGCAUGGAACUGGCGCAACUUCGCGGGAUUUUUUUGGGCAGCAAGCUGUGGGCUAUGUAUCAUUUAUGUGUUCUUUCGGGUUCCUGAGCCAUCUGGAAGGACUUUUGCUGAGUUGGAUCUGCUGUUUCAGAACCGUGUAAGCGCGAGGAAAUUUGAGUCAACGGAAGUCGAUGUCUUUGGAAAUGGGGACGCUCAUGCCGAUAACGAGAAAGGGAUUACUGUUCAUGUGGAGGUGACAGAAACUUAA
Messenger RNA from Talaromyces amestolkiae, 1686 nucleotides. RefSeq lists its product as uncharacterized. The coding region runs from base 1 to 1686 and encodes 561 amino acids. The transcript has a single exon. Gene Ontology annotation, biological process: carbohydrate transport; transmembrane transport. The record is from RefSeq and is a predicted model, not a curated record. Gene Ontology annotation, cellular component: membrane. Gene Ontology annotation, molecular function: carbohydrate:proton symporter activity. Lineage: Eukaryota; Fungi; Ascomycota; Eurotiomycetes; Eurotiales; Trichocomaceae.